AUGUUUGGUUUUCACAAGCCAAAGAUGUACCGAAGUAUAGAAGGCUGCUGUAUUUGCAGAGCGAAGUCCUCCAGUUCUCGAUUCACAGACAGUAAACGCUAUGAGAAGGAUUUCCAGAGCUGCUUUGGGUUGCAUGAGACACGUUCAGGAGACAUCUGUAAUGCCUGUGUCCUGCUUGUGAAAAGAUGGAAGAAGUUGCCAGCAGGAUCCAAAAAAAACUGGAAUCACGUGGUAGAUGCAAGGGCAGGACCCAGUCUGAAGACUACACUGAAACCAAAGAAAGUGAAAACGCUAUCUGGAAACAGGAUAAAAAGCAACCAGAUCAGCAAACUACAGAAGGAAUUUAAACGUCAUAAUUCUGAUGCUCACAGUACCACCUCAAGUGCCUCUCCCGCUCAGUCUCCUUGUUACAGUAAUCAGUCAGAUGACGGCUCAGAUACAGAGGUGGCUUCGGGCUCCAGCAGAACGCCGGUUUUUUCCUUUUUAGAUCUCACAUACUGGAAAAGACAGAAAAUAUGUUGUGGGAUCAUCUAUAAAGGCCGUUUUGGGGAAGUCCUCAUCGACACGCACCUCUUCAAGCCCUGCUGCAGCAACAAGAAGGCGGCGGCAGCAGAGAAGGCCGAGGAGGCCGGCCCCGAGCCUCUGCCCAUCGCCACCCAGGAGUGGUGA
Pipistrellus nathusii (Nathusius's pipistrelle) is the source of this 669-nucleotide messenger RNA. NCBI's taxonomy places the organism in Eukaryota, Metazoa, Chordata, Mammalia, Chiroptera, Vespertilionidae. The record is from the annotation of a GenBank genome assembly.